AUGAUGUCCGCCAGAGCCCUCCGCACCCUCCGCCCAACCCUCCUCGCAUCCUCCUCCCGCCCCUUCACCACCACCGCCCGCGUCCGCGCCGGCUCCGGCUCCGCCUUCAACAGCGGCAAAGAGGACCUCGGCGGCCCGGGAGGCCAGCAGCCGAUCCCGCCGAACCCGGGCGGUCCUGAAGCUCUCCGCCGCAACUGGUGCGUCUUUUUCCAUCUCACAACCCUGCUCCCCAAACCCCAAGAAUUCCCGCCCAUUCUGGAGAGAUGUGUGCUGGUCAUUGGCGGCGCCGCAUUGGCCGUGCUCGUUGGCUACAACUGGAUCUACAAGAACCCCGACGAGGCGCGGCAGCAGCGCGACAAGACGCUCGGCGAGAUGAGCGGCAGGAAUAAGACGGAGAUGGGCGGCUUUCGACAUGACUGA
Molecule: messenger RNA, 420 nt
Organism: Trichoderma reesei QM6a
Lineage: Eukaryota; Fungi; Ascomycota; Sordariomycetes; Hypocreales; Hypocreaceae
Exons: 2
Coding region: 1-420 (139 amino acids)
Source: RefSeq, a predicted model, not a curated record